CUGUAUUAACAUAGAGCCCGGAGCCUCUAUCGACGCAGAUGUAUCACCUCAGUUCAAAGUUGAUACUGCGACAUUAGCAAUGGCGAGUAAGGAUAGAAGUGUGUCCAGCAACAUCGGUAGCAACGCAGGCAUCCACCCAUGCUUCCAGAGAAGCAAUUGGAAAGACACAAGCGAUGCCGAAAUGGAGUUUCUGAAACCAGUCUUGCGAGUUGCAACACAGAUGAUGGCUAUGGACAGCGUAUUAGACGUGUGGUAUGCUCUUGGACAGCCAUUGCUUACACCGCCUCCAACAAGAAUGUUGGUGGCUCAGAAGAAACCCUUCAGAGUGUUCUAUACUGGUCAGUCGACACGGGAGCAGAGGGCCAAAACGGCGAGGGAAUCAAUGGGUCUACGCGAUUUCGUGACGUUCCAUUGGAAGGCCGAACCUGAUGAGCCUGGCUCGACGUUGGCGGAUGUUAACAAAAAGGGUCUUCGAGGCGGUACUACCACGUACGAUAAUGAUGAGAAGAGCAUGAAUUUGAAGACUGGUGCUGAUACUAUAUUACCAGGCAUGCAUGUGACAUGACACUCGACAUUGACCUCAAAUACAUCAUCUGUAACCCGAUGAAUGCAUUUAAUGCCUCAUACUACAACCCAGAUGCUUCGGAUCAAUCGGCAUCUCUGCGCACACAACUCCAUCUGGCCACGGUACUGGUCC
Aureobasidium subglaciale EXF-2481 is the source of this 697-nucleotide messenger RNA. RefSeq lists its product as uncharacterized. The transcript is spliced from 2 exons. The coding region runs from base 80 to 565 and encodes 161 amino acids. The record is from RefSeq and is a predicted model, not a curated record. Lineage: Eukaryota; Fungi; Ascomycota; Dothideomycetes; Dothideales; Saccotheciaceae.